This is a messenger RNA of Ornithorhynchus anatinus (platypus), 4050 nucleotides long. It is a transcript of the gene PITPNM1, whose product is annotated as phosphatidylinositol transfer protein membrane associated 1. NCBI's taxonomy places the organism in Eukaryota, Metazoa, Chordata, Mammalia, Monotremata, Ornithorhynchidae. Gene Ontology annotation, biological process: phospholipid transport. The coding region runs from base 90 to 3836 and encodes 1248 amino acids. The transcript has 23 exons. Gene Ontology annotation, molecular function: phosphatidylinositol binding; phosphatidylinositol transfer activity; phosphatidylcholine binding. Gene Ontology annotation, cellular component: cytoplasm. The record is from RefSeq and is a predicted model, not a curated record.
UCCUCCAUGGGGGCCGGGGCGGGGGGCUGCGGGAAGGCGCCCGGACCCUGAGCGGCCACGGCCCCGGGCCCGCCGCCACCGCCGCCACCAUGCUCAUCAAGGAGUACCACGUCCUCCUGCCCAUGAGCCUCGAGGAGUACCAGGUGGCGCAGCUUUAUAUGAUCCAGAAGAAGAGCCGGGAGGAGUCGAGCGGCGAGGGCAGCGGCGUGGAGAUCCUGGCCAACCGACCCUACGCCGACGGGCCCGGGGGCAGCGGCCAGUACACGCACAAGGUCUAUCACGUGGGGUCCCACAUCCCCGGCUGGUUCCGGGCCCUCCUGCCCAAGGCCGCCCUGCAGGUGGAAGAGGAGUCCUGGAACGCCUAUCCGUACACCCGGACCCGGUACACCUGUCCCUUCGUGGAGAAAUUCUCCAUUGAGAUUGAGACCUACUACCGGCCCGACGGGGGCGGCCAGCCCAACGUCUUCAACCUGACCGGGGCCGAGCGGCGCCAGAGAAUCGUGGACACCAUCGACAUCGUGCGGGACGCGGCGGCCCCGGGCGAGUACAAGCCCGAGGAGGACCCGCGUCUCUACCACUCGGCCAAAACGGGGCGGGGGCCGCUGUCGGACGACUGGGCUCAGGCGGCCGCCCGGACCGGACCCCUGAUGUGCGCCUACAAGCUCUGCAAGGUGGAGUUCCGCUACUGGGGCAUGCAGGCCAAGAUCGAGCAGUUCAUCCACGACGUGGGGCUGCGCAGGGUGAUGCUGCGAGCGCACCGCCAGGCCUGGUGCUGGCAGGACGAGUGGACGGACCUCAGCAUGGCGGACAUCCGGGCGCUGGAGGAGGAGACGGCUCGAAUGCUGGCGCAGCGCAUGGCCAAGGGCGGAGGCGGCUGCGGGGCCGGCGCGGCCGGCGGGGGUGGCGGGGACGGCGGCGGGGCCGAGCCCGCGGGGGAGCCCGGAGCCCAGGGCCCGGCCAGGCCGGGCCAGGCCGGUGGCCCCGACGGGGCCGAGGGGCCGGGGGCGCCGGACACGUCCCCCGACGACAGUUUCGCCAAGCAGUGGUCUUCUUCGUCCCGCUCAUCCUACUCCUCCCAGCACGGCGGGGGCGUGUCUCCCCAGAGUCUGUCAGAGUGGCGAAUGCAGCACAUCGCCCGCGACUCGGAGAACAGCGACGAUGGCGAUGAGUUCUUCGACGCCCACGAAGGCUUCUCGGACAGCGACGAGGUUUUCUCCAAAGAAAUGACCAAGUGGAAUUCCAACGACUUCAUCGACGCCUUCGCUUCUCCCGAGGCCGAGGGUCCCCCGGAUCUGGGCGCAGCGGCUAUCAAAGCAGAAGGAGACGGAGAAGGAGCCGGAACUGCCGGGGACCCCGAGGCGGUGGGGCCCGGGGCCCGGACGAGCUGCGCCGUCCACGCGCUGUUCCUGAUCCUGCACAGCGGGAACAUCCUGGACGCGGGGCCGGGAGACCUGGGUUCCAAGCGCGCGGACGUGCAGACGCUGGCCGCCGCCUUCGACGCCGUCACCCGCCUGCACUUCCCCGAGGCCCUGGGCCACGUGGCGCUGCGCCUCGUGCCCUGCCCGCCCGUCUGCGCCGCCGCCUACGCCCUCGUCUCAGACCUGAGCCCCUACAGCCACGACGGCGACGGUCUGUCCCGCUCCCAGGACCACAUCCCGCUGGCCGCCCUGCCCUUGCUGGCCACCUCGUCCACCCGCUACCAGGGCUCCGUGGCGACCGUCAUCGCUCGGACCAACCAGGCUCACGCGGCCUUCGUGCACUCGCCCGAGGGGGCCGGCUUCUGCGGGCAGGUGGUGCUCAUCGGAGACGGCGUCGGAGGGAUUCUGGGAUUUGACGCGCUGUGCCACAGUGCCAGCGCGGGGAGCCCGAGUAGCAGCCGGCGGGGCAGCGUGAACACGGAGCUGUUGUCCCCGGAGUCCGGAACCGGGCGCGACCCGUUGAUGGACGGGCCGGAGGGGCCCGGCGGGGCCAGCCCGGACCCGGGGGCCCCGUCCGCCCAGCGCCCCCCCGGCGACGGAGCCGCCCCGGAGCCGGGGUCCCCCCCGGCGCCGCGACAGGGAGUCCCGGGCAGCCUGCAGGCGGGGGCGCUCGGGGCCGACUCGGAGCCCCGCCGAGGCAGCACGGCCUCCUGCCCGCCCCCGGAGGUGCCCGACGGCCCCACCCGCCUGGACUUCAAGGUUUCGGGCUUCUUCCUGUUCGGUUCGCCCCUCGGCCUGGUGCUCGCGCUGCGCAAGACCGUGAUGCCGGCCCUGGAGGUGGCCCAGAUGCGCCCGGCCUGCGAACAGAUUUACAACCUGUUCCACGCGGCGGACCCCUGCGCCUCCCGGCUGGAGCCCCUGCUGGCCCCCCAGUUCCAGGCCAUCGCCCCGCUGGCCGUGCCGCGCUACCAAAAGUUCCCGCUGGGCGACGGCACCUCCCCGCUGCUGGCGGAUGCCCUGCAGACCCAUUCGGGUCUCUUCCUGGAGGAGAUGGACUCGCUGGUGCCGUCCACGCCGACCUCGGCCGGCGGGGGCUUCUGGCGGGGCGGCGACCUCGGCCCCGAGCCCCCGGCCCCGACGGGAAACCCCGGCACCGCCGGCGAAGUGGUCAAGAUCCUGGAGCGCUGGUGGGGAACUAAGAGAAUCGACUACUCGCUCUACUGCCCCGAGGCCCUGACCGCCUUCCCCACCGUGUCGCUGCCGCACCUGUUCCACGCCAGUUACUGGGAGUCCGCCGACGUGGUGGCCUUCAUCCUCAGACAGGUCAUCGAGAAGGAGCGGCCUCAGCUGACGGAAGCCGAGGAGCCGUCGGUCUACAGCCCGGCCUUCCCCCGGGAGAAGUGGCAGCGCAAGAGGACCCAGGUCAAGAUCCGGAACGUGACCUCCAAUCACCGGGCCAGCGACGUCAUCGUCUGCGAGGGGCGCGCCCAGGUGCUCAGCGGGCGCUUCAUGUACGGCCCCCUGGACGUGGUGACCCUCACCGGAGAGAAGGUGGACGUCUACGUCAUGACCCAGCCGCUGUCCGGCAAGUGGAUCCACUUCGGCACCGAGGUCACCAGCGGCUCCGGCCGCCUCUCCUUCCCGGUGCCCCCGGAGCGGGCCCUGGGCAUCGGCGUCUACCCGGUCCGCAUGGUGGUCAGGGGAGACCACACCCACGCCGAGUGCUGCCUGACGGUGGUGGCCCGGGGCACGGAGGCCGUGGUGUUCAGCAUAGACGGCUCCUUCACCGCCAGCGUGUCCAUCAUGGGCAGCGAUCCCAAGGUGCGGGCCGGCGCUGUCGACGUGGUCAGACACUGGCAGGACUCGGGGUACCUGAUCGUCUACGUGACGGGGCGGCCCGACAUGCAGAAGCACCGGGUGGUGGCCUGGCUGUCCCAGCACAACUUCCCGCAUGGCGUCGUCUCCUUCUGCGACGGCCUGACCCACGACCCUCUGCGCCAGAAGGCCGUCUUCCUGCAGGGCCUGGUGCAGGAGGCGGAGCUGAGCAUCGUGGCGGGCUACGGGUCCCCCAAGGACGUGGCCGUGUACGGAGCCGUGGGCCUCCCGCCCUCGCAGACCUUCAUCGUGGGCCGUGCCGUGCGGAAGCUGCAGGCCCAGUGCCAGUUCCUGUCGGAAGGCUACGUGGCCCACCUGGCCCAGCUGGAGACGGGCGGCCGCGUCCACGCCCCGCCGCGGCCGGGGCUGGUCAAGGGCGGCCUGGGGGGGCCGGCCCCCGGAGACUUUCUGCGCAAACAGAGUCAGCUGCUGCGGGCCCGGGGGCCCAGCCAGGCCGAGCGCGAGGGGCCCGGGACCCCCCCGACCGCCCUGGCCCGCGCUAAAGCCCGCAGCGUCAGCCUCAAGCUGGACAGCGAGGAGUGAGCCGGGGUGCGGGACUUAUUGCCACGACAGGUCGCCUCUUCCCUCCCCGUGCACCUUGUAAUCGUUUCCCUCUCCUUGCCCCUCCCUGUGUGACUGUCCCUUGACCGUUUGGGGGGUGGGGUGGGGAGGGACCCCAUGUUGCGGGGGGAGGGGGGAAGCUGGCGCUUUUGCACCUUGUGAAGCCGUGAAAAUAAACUUCCCGCCACCUGUGCCC